Molecule: messenger RNA, 1590 nt
Organism: Symbiodinium sp. CCMP2592
Lineage: Eukaryota; Dinophyceae; Suessiales; Symbiodiniaceae
Source: the annotation of a GenBank genome assembly
AUGGACCUUUUGCGCUGGGUGACUGCUUGCAGUCGACUGCGGGCCCUCAUGUUGAAAUCGCUUGUUUACCCGUGUUUGGUGUGGGCCGCUGCCUACGCUACGCCACUGGCAGGCGAGAUGAAACAAGUUAGAGAUGCUGCGAUUCGGGUAUUUGACUGUCAAUUUUCCUUCGAAGCCCCGCGCGUCCUGAUCUUCGAACAUGUGGGGUGGAUGCUGGAGCCGCAGUGUGCUGCUGACUCUGCUGUGCUCCGCGAGGCCUGGCGCCUUCUCUGCAAGCCUCCGGCUUUUGCCCUGGAGCAGCCGCGUGACGUCCGGGGCCAGCGCUGGGAUCAGCUGUUGCCUGCUGCGCCUGACCUUCUGCGCAGAUUGGGGUGGAGCGUCGUUGAACGCCCUGACGGCUUCUUUUUCGCCUGCCGCGAUGACUUGGGAAUCUCUCGUGAGGUGCAGGUCGGAUGGGAGAGCUUUGCUGAGGUAAAGGGCUGGCUGUUUGACCAUUACCGGCAUAUUUACAUGCAGAGAUGCCAGCGUGUCUGGCGUAGCUUUCAUAGGCCGGACCCGAGCCUUGCACGAGGCCUGGAUCUUGAGCCUCCUUUGCGGGAUGUGCGCUUCAGCUUUCGUGGGCACCGUGUUGCCAUGCAUGAGGCGACCACUCCUUAUAUGCGACGGGCCGCUGCUGUCACGGGAGGCUCGUGCUGGUUCUUUACGGCCGGGCAGGGGUUGAACGAGCAGCACCGGCGCAUGCAUUGCCUCUGCGGCGCUACUGCUCCGUCGCGACCACAUGUGACCUGGGUUUGCGAGUGCACCGAGGCGCUCCGACGGGACCAUCCCCCGCCGACGACGCGAGCGGAGGAGCGCAUGUUUGCAAAGUCGACUCCCUUGAAGCCUCCGGCGCCUACCUCCUCUCACUGUGGAGCUUUUCGGGCGGACUUAGAUACUGCUUUCCGUGCUGCGCUCGGCUCGGGCCGGAGCAGGAUUUAUGUGGCUACUGAUGGCUCCAGCCAUCGAUCUGUCGGAGCUUUUGCCGUGGUGAUUGGUGAUCCGUCUUGUGCCUAUGCCAUGGGUACUGGGGCAGAGGACCAAUCCCCGUAUCGGCAAGAAGUGCUGGCCCUCCAUGCGGCAUUUGAGUCGAUCCACCGGGUGUGGAGUGAGGGCUGCGAGAAGUGCAUCUUUCUCUUGACUGACUGCAAAGCUGCCCUGACGGCCAUCUCGGGCCAUGGUGAUGAUCCCUUUAAGUUGGGUCUCUUGCUGAGGGACGCGCGCCGUCUCUGGAAGGAGCUGGAGAGGCGCGGCUGUGCUAUCUCCUUGAUUUGGGUGCCGUCACAUAAUAAGCACCCCCGCUGGAGACCCUCGCCGGAUCAUGAUGCGGAUGUGCUCCGCGCCUUUAACCAUGCUGCAGAUCAGGCGGCGGGCAACUGCAUGCAAAACAGACUCUCGGGCUCUCUCAGGGAGCGAUGGCAUCAGCAGUGUGAUCAGGCUCGGGAUUGGGAGCUGACUACCAUCCGGCUUGCGGCAGCUGCUGCCGAGAAGCUGGACAAACAUGUGAAGAGCGUUCCUCUUGAUGAUGCUGAGCCCGAAGGGGCUAGGCCCUGA